UCCCUGUUUAUCCUGAAAAGGAUUUGAAGACAGCUUGAAGGAUAAAAAGCCUCGGUGCUUCCCAGGCGCCGAACGGAGGAGCCGAAGAGGAAGAGCCGGGGCUGCCGGAGCCUUCGGAGAUGGACGAGCAGCCGAGGCUGAUGCAUUCCCACGCUGGGGUCGGGAUGGCCGGACACCCCGGCCUGUCCCAGCACUUGCAGGAUGGGGCCGGAGGGACCGAGGGGGAGGGCGGGAGGAAGCAGGACAUCGGGGACAUUUUACAGCAAAUUAUGACCAUCACAGACCAGAGUUUGGAUGAAGCGCAGGCCAGAAAGCACGCUUUAAACUGCCACAGGAUGAAGCCCGCCUUGUUUAAUGUGUUGUGUGAAAUCAAAGAAAAGACAGUUUUGAGUAUUCGGGGAGCCCAAGAAGAGGAGCCCACAGAUCCCCAGCUGAUGCGACUGGACAACAUGCUGCUAGCGGAGGGUGUGGCAGGGCCCGAGAAAGGAGGAGGUUCUGCAGCAGCGGCGGCGGCGGCAGCAGCUUCUGGGGGAGCAGGUUCAGACAACUCAGUGGAGCAUUCCGAUUACAGAGCCAAACUGUCACAGAUCAGACAAAUCUACCACACGGAGCUGGAGAAAUAUGAGCAGGCAUGCAAUGAAUUCACCACCCACGUGAUGAACCUCCUUCGAGAGCAAAGCCGGACCAGGCCCAUCUCCCCGAAGGAGAUCGAGAGGAUGGUCAGCAUCAUCCACCGCAAGUUCAGCUCCAUCCAGAUGCAGCUCAAGCAGAGCACGUGCGAGGCCGUCAUGAUCCUGCGCUCCCGGUUUCUGGAUGCUAGGCGGAAGAGACGGAAUUUCAACAAGCAGGCCACAGAAAUUCUGAACGAAUAUUUCUAUUCCCAUCUCAGCAACCCUUACCCCAGUGAGGAAGCCAAAGAGGAGCUAGCCAAGAAGUGUGGCAUCACAGUCUCCCAGGUAUCAAACUGGUUUGGAAAUAAGCGGAUCCGGUACAAGAAGAACAUAGGUAAAUUUCAAGAGGAAGCCAAUAUUUAUGCUGCCAAAACGGCUGUCACUGCCACCAAUGUGUCAGCCCACGGAAGCCAAGCUAACUCGCCCUCCACUCCCAACUCAGCGGGUUCUUCCAGUUCUUUUAACAUGUCAAACUCUGGAGAUUUGUUCAUGAGCGUGCAGUCACUCAAUGGGGAUUCUUACCAAGGGGCCCAGGUUGGAGCCAACGUGCAAUCACAGGUGGAUACCCUUCGCCAUGUUAUCAGCCAGACAGGAGGAUACAGUGACGGACUCGCAGCCAGUCAGAUGUACAGUCCGCAGGGCAUCAGUGCUAAUGGAGGUUGGCAGGACGCUACUACCCCUUCAUCAGUGACCUCCCCUACAGAAGGCCCUGGCAGUGUUCACUCUGACACCUCCAACUGAUCUCCCAGCAAUCGCAUCCCGGCUGACCCUGUGCCGCAGUUGGGGCAGGGGCAGGAGGGAGGGUUUCUCUCCCAACGCUGAAGCGGUCAGACUGGAGGUCGAAGCAAUCAGCAAACACAAUAAGAGUCUCCUUCUCUUCUCUUCUUUGGGAUGCUAUUUCAGCCAAUCUGGACACUUCUUUAUACUCUCUUCCCUUUUUUUUUCUGGGUAGAAGCCACCCUCCCCUGCCUCCAGCUCUCAGACUGGUUUCUGUCAUUUUCCCUGGCCCUGUCCUCUGUUCUAGACUCUCCAGGUUCCUGCCCUCUAUUAUAUCGCUGAAGGAUAUUUUCAACAAUUAGAGGAAUUUAAAAAGAAAAAAAAAAGCCAAUUACAAAGAAAACAAUAAACGUAUUUGUAUGUUUUCAUGCUGGUGGUUUGAGGAGCCAAAUUUACCUCACUCAGAGCCCUCACCCCUAUGUUGACAGGCAA
Molecule: messenger RNA, 1880 nt
Organism: Arvicola amphibius (Eurasian water vole)
Lineage: Eukaryota; Metazoa; Chordata; Mammalia; Rodentia; Cricetidae
Gene: Pbx1
Product: PBX homeobox 1
Exons: 9
Coding region: 120-1412 (430 amino acids)
Biological process (GO): animal organ morphogenesis; embryonic organ development; brain development
Cellular component (GO): nucleus
Molecular function (GO): RNA polymerase II cis-regulatory region sequence-specific DNA binding; DNA-binding transcription factor activity, RNA polymerase II-specific
Source: RefSeq, a predicted model, not a curated record